GCACCGUCCCUUCAAACCCUAAUUCCCCACUGGAACAGUCAGAUGAGGCUGAACGGCGGUGGCGAAUCUAGAGGACACACACGGCCACAGACACCCCCCGCCUCCCCACCCGGGGCAGAGAGCGGCCGAGGACCACGGGGAAGGGGGUGAGCCACCCUCACCCGGCGGAGCCCCUGCCCGAGAGGGGCCGGACGGCAGGAGGAUGAGCGCGGACACUCGCUCCAGUUGACGGGGCUGAGAGCACCUGAGCGUCCCCGCGCGUACCUGAGGCAUGGCUCUGCUCAUCGCCUGGGUGUGCGUCGCUGUGAGCCUGAACAAGGCGCUGGGGGCCCAGGGCGACGGCGGGGACCUGUACUCGGAAAACAUCACCCGCAUCCUCGACAAGCUGCUGGACGGCUACGACAACAGGCUCCGACCGGGAUUUGGAGGUGCCGUGACUGAAGUCAAAACGGACAUCUACGUGACCAGCUUUGGGCCAGUGUCCGACGUGGAGAUGGAAUACACAAUGGAUGUCUUCUUUCGGCAGACAUGGACUGAUGAGAGGUUGAAGUUUAGUGGGCCAACUGAGAUUUUGAGAUUGAACAAUUUAAUGGUUAGUAAAAUUUGGACACCAGACACAUUUUUUAGAAAUGGAAAAAAAUCAAUUGCUCAUAAUAUGACAACUCCUAACAAACUUUUCAGAAUUAUGCAGAAUGGAACUAUUCUUUACACAAUGAGACUAACCAUUAAUGCUGAUUGUCCUAUGCGGUUGGUGAACUUCCCUAUGGAUGGACAUGCUUGUCCAUUGAAGUUUGGAAGCUAUGCUUAUCCAAAAAGUGAAAUAAUUUAUACAUGGAAAAAAGGACCCUUGCAUUCGGUAGAAGUACCACAGGAGUCUUCCAGUCUCCUCCAGUAUGACCUCAUAGGACAAACUGUAUCUAGUGAAACAAUUAAAUCUAACACAGGUGAAUAUGUAAUCAUGACAGUUUAUUUCCACUUGCAAAGGAAGAUGGGCUACUUCAUGAUACAGAUAUACACUCCAUGCAUUAUGACAGUCAUUCUUUCUCAGGUGUCUUUCUGGAUUAACAAGGAGUCUGUUCCAGCCAGAACAGUUUUUGGAAUCACUACAGUUCUAACAAUGACCACUUUAAGCAUCAGUGCACGCCAUUCUUUGCCCAAGGUGUCCUAUGCAACUGCCAUGGAUUGGUUCAUAGCUGUGUGCUUUGCCUUUGUCUUCUCUGCACUUAUUGAGUUUGCAGCUGUCAACUACUUUACCAAUCUUCAGACCCAGAGAGCAAUGAGGAAGGCAGCCAGGGCAGCAGCACUGGCAGCAGCACUAUCAGCAGCAACUGUACCGGCAGAGGACGAGAUUGUCUCGCAUUCUGACUCUAACUGCAACCUGAAGAAGCGAGUAAACUCUGUAACGUCUCAGGCAGAACAAUCUCCUGAAGCCAGCAUAAUAUCAAAUAGUGCAUCCCAGUGUCAACCAGUGUCUGUUCCUCCACCAGCUCCACCACCACCACCACCAAUUGGAGGCACAAGUAAAAUAGACCAGUAUUCUAGGAUCCUCUUUCCAGUGGCAUUUGCAGGAUUCAACCUCGUAUACUGGGUUGUUUAUCUUUCAAAAGACACAAUGGAAUUCUUUGAACCUACUGCAAUGCAUCUUCGAAAUGACCAUCAGUCCAACUGAAGAUCAGCUCAAGGUUUCAAAGAAUUCUCUGAAGGUCAUACAGGGCUGAAGGGAUUUCAAAGGAUUUGGUCUAUCUACAGGUGCUCUCAGUUUUCAAGCAGGGAAUACUUACAUUCGACAUGACCUGGAAACAAACUCUGGACAAAUCCAAAAGACGGAAGCUGCACAGGGCUCUAACAAUACUUCCUUCAUAUUUCUUAUACUGAUUUUACUAUAAAAGUUCUCGUUAAAUUACUUUGUUCUAUUGUCAAAGAAAAGAACGUGCAUUUGUUCUAAUUCUGUUAUAAACAACAAACUGUUUACAUUGAUAUAAAACAAUAAUAACAGGAUUAUUUUUAAAAAAUACUGUAAAAGUUGCUAAAACAAGACUGAUUCUGAACUGAUGCAACUUGGCAUAGUUUCACUGAAAGGUGAGGAGCUGCACUGAUCUGCAGCACUUGAAACACACCCAAAAUACUUUUAAGAAAUCCCAUGAAAGGGAACUGCAAUCGCAUCAGGUUUUCAUAACCCUUUCACAGAAAAGAUGAAUGAUGAAUUCUUAUUUUCUUUAAUUUCAUUUUCAUCUCUUUAAUUUUGAAAUAAUAUUUAUAAACAACAAGAUAUAAGAAAAAAGGAAAUAGAAACUAUUUUUCUAUUGUUUAUGUACUUUAGCUAGUUAGUUAUGAUACUGCUUUUUUUUUCUUUUUUGGAAGUACAACCAGACUAGUAACAAGCAAUUUCUGGGUAGGAUCUAGACAGGCAGGACUGAGUUGUCAGGGAAUUUUCAAGGUCUAAAGCUGAAUAGACAGAAAGAUGCAGCUACUCAUCAAGCUAAACGCAAAUCUCCAACUCCAGGGAACUUCCUAGAAGCGAGUCUUGACAAGUAGUUAGGGAACAAGCUGCAUUUUAUCAGCUGAUUCUACUGAAUUGCCUGUAGUAAACUCCCUGGAACCUUUUUUUCCAGAGGCAAAAUACUGUCAGCAUAUUCAGAGUUUCAAAAUAAUAUUUUAGUUCAUUUGUCACUCUCAGCACAAGCAGUUGCAGGAUUUCUUUCUCAUAUUUCAUAGUCAUCUGUUAUUUUACUAUACAUUCACCCUUCAUCUCCAUAAUCCUUUUUAAGAAUGUAAUUUGAAAAACUAUGCCUAAUCAAAUCAAACCCAAGGCAACUUCAUUGCACGUGUAAUGGACACCAGUGGGAGUCAAAAGCACCCAAGGAACAUUUACAUGCAGCCAAAUAAAAAAUAAGGACUCCUAUCUUUAAAUUUAAUACAUUGAAAGUAAAUCAACUUUAACAGAAACAUUAAAUGUUGCGUUGAUUUAGGAAAUUCAGGGACUUUUGCUUUGUCUAAACAAACAUCUUACUCACUGUGAGAAAAUAUUUAGAGGCUGAUUAAAGUGUUGACACCAGUACACUGCCAACUGCUUUACUAGCUCCAUAGCAUUUUUAGCUCUCUGAUGAUCUAGCUCCAGCUGUUUUCUUCCUCCCAUUUCAAGAGGACUACAGAGCUUUUCCUUGUGCAGUAGCUGGGCUCAAUAUGUGAGAUCACUUGUUGUACUUCCUGUUCUUGAACUCUGAAGAGCGUAAAUGGGACAAUUUAAAUAGACUUCAGUCCGUAACUACUGUUUGCAUGGAGAUGUCAUGUUUGCAGUUUGCUUUUCCUGACUGGCUGCGGGCUGGCACACUUGGAUGUAUUUGUAAUUGCACUGAAUUCUUUCUUCAUUUUCCUUUUGUGACAAUUUUUCCCAUUUUCAGCCUUUAUAUACUAUUUUUAAAAAAAAUUAAAACAUGGACACUGGGAAAAUA
Messenger RNA from Columba livia (rock pigeon), 3452 nucleotides. It is a transcript of the gene GABRA6, whose product is annotated as gamma-aminobutyric acid type A receptor subunit alpha6. The record is from RefSeq and is a predicted model, not a curated record. Bases 272 to 1669 code for a protein of 465 amino acids. Gene Ontology annotation, molecular function: inhibitory extracellular ligand-gated monoatomic ion channel activity; benzodiazepine receptor activity; GABA-A receptor activity. Gene Ontology annotation, cellular component: plasma membrane; synapse; neuron projection. Gene Ontology annotation, biological process: nervous system process; synaptic transmission, GABAergic; chloride transmembrane transport. NCBI's taxonomy places the organism in Eukaryota, Metazoa, Chordata, Aves, Columbiformes, Columbidae. The transcript is spliced from 10 exons.